Exserohilum turcica Et28A is the source of this 771-nucleotide messenger RNA. RefSeq lists its product as uncharacterized. The coding region runs from base 1 to 771 and encodes 256 amino acids. Gene Ontology annotation, molecular function: oxidoreductase activity. The record is from RefSeq and is a predicted model, not a curated record. NCBI's taxonomy places the organism in Eukaryota, Fungi, Ascomycota, Dothideomycetes, Pleosporales, Pleosporaceae. The transcript has 4 exons.
AUGUCGAAAGUCGCACUAAUAACUGCUGGUUCGAAUGGCGUUGGUGCUGCAGUCGCAAAAGUUCUUGCGAGAGAGGCCAACAUGUCCGUUGUGAUCAAUUUCAAUUUAAAUUCAGAACGCGCAGAAGCACUUGUCAAACAUCUAUACCAAAUCACUUCUGUCCAGAACAACAAUGGAGAGUUCGUUUCUCCAAAAUUUGCAGCAAUACGGGCCGAUAUGAGCAGACGCGAAGAGGUUUCUCGGCUCGUGGACGAAGCGAUCGCGCAGAUGGGCCGACUAGAUGUCGUAGUUUCCAAUGCAGGAUGGACACGUAUAACCGAUUUCGCAAACCUCCAAGACGCUGUGGCCGAAGAGGAUUGGGACCAUUGUUUCAACAUGAACGUAAAGAGCCAUUUCUUUCUCUUCCAUAAAUGCAAGCAGUAUCUUGAUGAAAGCGGGGGCGCUUUCAUUGCUACAGCAAGUGUGGCUGGCAUUACCCCUAGCGGUAGUUCCUUGCCAUAUGCAGUUACUAAAGCAGCGCUAAUACACCUUUCGCGAAGCCUUGCGGUCAUUGCUGCACCUAAAAUUCGUGUCAAUUCUGUUUCUCCAGGCAUUCUAAUGACAGACUGGGGCCUCCAAUUCCCAGAGAAAAAGUUGAACGAGGUGCGAGCAAAAAAUGCUCUAAAACGUUUUGCGACUCCUGAAGAUGUUGCUCAGCAAGCCAAGUAUCUUGCACUAUCCAAAUCUGUGACUGGUACAAAUAUAGUAAUAGAUGCUGGAUUCUCGUUGUGA